UAGUAUACACAAGGCCAUGUGACAAUGGCACUGGCUCUGGCAGUACCCAUGAGCAAAGCUAGUAGAGUGAGGACUCCACUCAAAGAUGUCACAGCAUUUGUGAAGAGGGUUAGAAGCAUACUAAAAAAGAAGGUGAUCUUCAUUUGGAACUCUAGAUAUGCCAUGUGCACUGUGUUUUUCUGCUCUAGGAGUCUACAGUACUCUGGGCAUAAGCAUAUCUGAAGUAUACCUUGGAGGGUCCCUGGGGCAAGAGACAAGUCUGCCUGCACACUUUGAUGUUGAUCUAUGCAUCUAUUCACCAAGUCUGCAUCCGAGCACGAAAGAGGUAUCUGAGGAACAGUACAAAUUCAUACUGGGCAGAACAAUCAAGUGCCUAAGGCACUCCAUUACUGACAUAAAGAACAUUGAGAGGUUGUACCACGGCUGGCGUUUCGAGACCUCUAACCUGAACAUUGAUUUACAACUCAGUCCUCAAUGGAAGAAACAAAACUUGGGGGAUUUGUACGACUACCUCAAAGGAAUGCAUCCAAAGAGGAGGAAUUUGUUUUGCUGUGGACUGUUCAAGUAUCAGACAAUGCUAGUAAAAUCACAACCACAACAAGAAAAAACACUUAUAAAAAGAUUCAAGGCAUGGAGAAACAGAACAUGGGACAAGCAGAAAAAUGGCUGCCCUAAAUCCUACCUACUGUCUAUGCUCGUACUGAUAUCCUACGAACAUGCACCUGCUGAGUUAGCACAGGCAGAAUCACUAGAAGAACUGGCAAAAUGGAUGACCAAGGAUAUCAAGAAGCUGGUCGAGAGUAUUGCUAUAAAUCAAGACCUAGACAUUCACGUCCCCGGGGAGAACCCUGUGAUUAUGGAGAAGUACGGUCACUACCUACCCGAGAAGCCACGCAUCAUCGACCCAUCCAACCCUUACAAGAACCUCUACAAACAUGGCGUCUGUCAAAUUGAGCCACAGAAGAAAGAUUCGUUUCCCAAGAGAUGGCAGUUGUUUCUCAGAGAGAUCCAUAACUUAGAUCUGACUGUUGACUUUUGAUCAUUCAUCCUUGUGUAUAUUAUUUGCUUUGUACAAAAAUUUGAAUCAUUCUUUUAAGGGUAUAA
Molecule: messenger RNA, 1104 nt
Organism: Halichondria panicea
Lineage: Eukaryota; Metazoa; Porifera; Demospongiae; Suberitida; Halichondriidae
Exons: 6
Coding region: 158-1039 (293 amino acids)
Biological process (GO): regulation of ribonuclease activity
Cellular component (GO): membrane; nucleoplasm; cytosol
Molecular function (GO): double-stranded RNA binding; 2'-5'-oligoadenylate synthetase activity
Source: RefSeq, a predicted model, not a curated record